Venturia canescens is the source of this 1425-nucleotide messenger RNA. RefSeq names its product potassium/sodium hyperpolarization-activated cyclic nucleotide-gated channel 2-like. Gene Ontology annotation, biological process: regulation of membrane depolarization; potassium ion transmembrane transport; sodium ion transmembrane transport. The transcript has 2 exons. Gene Ontology annotation, cellular component: HCN channel complex. Bases 1 to 1425 code for a protein of 474 amino acids. NCBI's taxonomy places the organism in Eukaryota, Metazoa, Arthropoda, Insecta, Hymenoptera, Ichneumonidae. Gene Ontology annotation, molecular function: voltage-gated potassium channel activity. The record is from RefSeq and is a predicted model, not a curated record.
AUGUUGCGAGUGGAGCAUGAUUGCGAUAUUAACAUAAAACAGGAAGAGAUAUUUUUUCUUCCGAAUCGCGGUUGUUGCCACAAGGUUUGGGUGUUGGUGCGUCAAGUUUUCAUGGCUUCGCAGAAGAGCCCAAGUGCCCGAAGAUACUUGAGAACUCACAGUGCCAUAAUAUACGAGAAACGUCGUCAUCUCCGAAACUUCACGAAUAUAAUUCACCCUUUUAGUUUAUUCAGGUACUUCGACACUACACUGCGCCACGUCGAGAUGGAUUACAAGAUGAUAAUGAGACGUUACGUUCAGCGUGGUACCUUCGUACCAGACCUGUUAGGUUCAUUGCCGACCGAUUUUUUCUUCCUUGGCUCAUGGUACGACCUCGUAGUGGCUCGUGAACUGUCGACAUUGAUUUACGCCUUUCGCGUGUUCUGCGCUUAUUCGUACACCACCAAGAUGCUCAACACAUAUGGCAUGGACGAAGCCAAGUUUCGUUUCUUUUGCACGUUGCCCUGGCUGCUGAUAGCUCUACAUUGGUGCACUUGCGUUACCUGGAUCGUGCCGAUAGUUACAAUAACACUUGGAGUGCCUCAAAGACCAUCCAACAUAUCCUGGAUCAAUGUCGAUGGCAUUUGGUCCCACGACGAUCAGUCAAGAUAUUGGUCCUGCUGGAGGAGAUCGGUAGCGAUCUUCACGAGAUCAGGAUUUUUUCACGAAGAGCCAACUUCCGCUGAUGAUCAGUAUCUUGGGAUAGUGAUACAGCUAUUAGGCACUCUCAUCUUUUGCCUCAUCAUUGCCCAAGUCAUGCAAUACUUCAAGGCUUCAAACAGCUCGAAGCUUCAGUACGAAGCGAUCGUCGCUCAACUUAAGCAGUACAUGAGCCACCGUCAACUGCCCAGCUCGAUCCAGCAACGGUUCAUCGCUUACUACGAGUUUCGUUAUCAGCAUCGUUAUUUUCGUGAGUCUGAGAUCCACAAUACGCUCUCAUCGCAUAUGCUGCAAGAAAUCGGCAUGCAUUCUUGUCGCAAGCUCGUUGAAAACGUAACUUUCUUCAACAACCUACCGAUCUCAUUGCUCACCAGAAUCGUCGUUCUUCUCAAAUCUGAAAUAUUCUUGACCAACGAUGUUAUCGUCAGAGCCAAACAACCCGGUGAUUGCAUGUACUUCAUUGCCACUGGAACCGUCGCCAUCUACACGAAUUCUGGAAAGGAGGUCUGUCAUCUCGAAGACGGUGCUCACUUCGGUGAGAUCGCACUUGUGAUGCCCGACGAACGCAGGGUCGCAAGCGUCGUUGCUGUAGAGAUUUGCGAACUUUACAGACUCGAGAGAGCCGAUUUCGCUCGAACCAUUCAUCCCUAUCCAAUGCUUUGGGAACGCAUCAAGAAGAUCGCCAUCGAGAGACAUGAGAAGACAACUAUACUCAAUGCUCAGUAA